AUGGAGUACUACGCCUUCAUCCACUUCGGCCCCAAUACCUUCACCGAUGAGGAAUGGGGCAGGAGCCAGCAGCCGCCCGACGUCUUCAACCCAACGGCGUUGGACACAGACCAGUGGGCGAAGUCGUUCGCCGACGCGGGAAUGUCGGGCAUGAUCCUCACAGCAAAGCACCACGAUGGAAUGGUGCUUUGGAACAGCUCCACCACCACGUACAAGAUCGCCAACGGCGGCUGGGCCAAAAACCGCACGGCUGCCGGACUAGACGCUGACGUCGUCCGCAUGGCUGCCGUCUCAGCCAAGAAAUACAACCUCAAGUUCGGCGUGUAUUUGUCGCCAUGGGACAUCCACCGCGACCCAGCCAUGCCGAAGCCUUUGCUUAACGGGACCAUCUAUGACGAGCCGCAGAUCUUUGGCGACAACAGCACCGGCGACUACAACGACCUCUACCGUCGCCAGCUGACAGAGCUGGUGACCAUGACCCUACCGGAUGGUAGUCCCGUCUCGCUCUUCGAGAUCUGGCUCGAUGGCGCCAGCGGCUCCAGCACCGUUCAAACGUUCGACUGGGCAGGCUUCCGCGACAUCAUCCGCGAACAUCAGCCAUCAGCCAUCAUGUGGGGACACCAAGGGGUUGACGCCCGCUGGGUGGGCAACGAAGACGGCGUCACGGUGCCCACGAACUGGCACACAAUCAGCCGAACGCAGGACCAGGAGCGUCUCGGCGAGGCGGAGCUACAAACGGGCUUGCGCGACGGGCUGUACUGGACCCCAGCUGAGGCCGACGCCCGAGUCCGGACCGGUUGGUUCUGGCACGCCAAUGAACAGCCCAAAACGGGACAGCAGCUCAUGGAUAUGUACCUGAAGUCCGUGGGGCAAAGCGUGAGCCUUUUGCUUGACGUGCCGCCGGAUACGACGGGACGGAUGACGGAAGAGGAUAACGUUGCCCUGAUGGAGUUCAAGCGUCUUAGAGAAGCCUUCCUGGACCGGAGGUUGGUUACUGCCGACUCGGAAGUCACAGCCAGCAGCGUUCGAGGCGGAGACAACUCCACGUUUGGUCCUCAAAACGUCUUGAGCAACUCGACCGAUACAUACUGGACCAUGAACGACGAGGAGCGCACCGGUUGGGUGGAGAUUGAUCUGGGCUGCAAGUCUCGUGUCGACGCCUUCAUUGUGCAGGAGCAUAUCGCCCUGGGCCAGCGAGUUGGUGGAUACGCAAUCGACUACAUGGUUGAAGACGCCUUCGAGACAGUUGUCAACGGUACGUCUCUCGGCUACAAGCGCAUCGACAGGCUCAACGCCACGAUAGAGACUACGCGCAUUCGAUUCCGGGUCACGCAGGCAAACGCGGUGCCCCUGAUACAGAGUAUUCAAGUGCUUGGCACCAAGACUUCUUAA
Molecule: messenger RNA, 1392 nt
Organism: Colletotrichum karsti
Lineage: Eukaryota; Fungi; Ascomycota; Sordariomycetes; Glomerellales; Glomerellaceae
Product: calx-beta domain protein
Exons: 1
Coding region: 1-1392 (463 amino acids)
Biological process (GO): fucose metabolic process; glycoside catabolic process
Cellular component (GO): lysosome
Molecular function (GO): alpha-L-fucosidase activity
Source: RefSeq, a predicted model, not a curated record